This is a messenger RNA of Acaulospora morrowiae, 157 nucleotides long. NCBI's taxonomy places the organism in Eukaryota, Fungi, Glomeromycota, Glomeromycetes, Diversisporales, Acaulosporaceae. The record is from the annotation of a GenBank genome assembly.
AGAUUCUAGUACAUUCUGUUUGCAUGAUGAUAACGCUAGUCAUCCGCUAGGAAUACCUAAAAGGACAGCCUUAAAAAUCCAGGUCGCUUGCCUUUUAAGGAUAAGCCCGUGUCCACAAGUCAUGAGCACCCGUCGUCCGAACGGUUUCCGAGAAUAA